AUGGCGCCGACCGGCUCUCCGACCCCUGCGCCGACAGCUGCGCCUACGUCUGCCCCGACACUGGCGCCGACAAUGCCGUUCAGUUCUGGCAUUUCUGGUGUCAUGGCGCCAAUGGCGCCAGUGGUGACGAGCGCAGUGGGUGACCCACAUCUGGUCAAUGUACAAGGGCAGCAUUUCGAUUUGAUGAAGCCUGGCAUCCACGUCCUUCUUCAUGUGCCCUUGAGGGCGCGCCAAUCGAAUGUGCUCCUCGCUGUGGCAGCUGACGCUCAGCAAAUAGGCGGCGCUUGCGCGGACACAUACUUCAUGAGCGUCAACAUCACGGGAAAAUGGGCGGAGUCCAAGGCCCAUCAGUUCGGGCAUGCCGAUGGCAUUGGGCUCUUUUUCGCCGCAGGUCAGGGGGCAGCCCACACGGGCACGAAGUGGAUGUCCUUCGGGAAGAUCCAGUUGAAGGUGAUUCACGGCCGCACCCUCGGGGGGACUCCGUACCUGAAUUUCUUCGCACGUAAUUUGAAAAAGGCGGGACAUCUCGUGGGCGGGCUCCUCGGGGAGGAUGACCACUCUGAGGUGGCCACCCCGAGUACAGAGUGCAGAAAGGUCAUGGAAGUCUGA
Prorocentrum cordatum is the source of this 609-nucleotide messenger RNA. NCBI's taxonomy places the organism in Eukaryota, Dinophyceae, Prorocentrales, Prorocentraceae. The record is from the annotation of a GenBank genome assembly.